AUGCCCCGACAAGUCGGCGCAGGCAACAGUCAUUUCCCAUGUCCUAAUGGUAACGGCACCCAGAUUGGUGACGUGGAGAAGUUCAAUGUGCUGUGCGGGCUCGAUAUCGGAGGCGUCGAGAUAGAUCGCAUGCAGGUCGACUCCCUAGGCACAUGCGUCAGUAUAUGCACAUCCUAUCAAGGUACAAGAUGCGAUGGCGUCACCUUCAGACUCGACAACGUCUGUAUAUUCAAGACUGCAUUCAUGGGCGCGCAGUUUCAGAAAACUACAAAUGCCGACUCUGCAAUUGGAAUCUUGCCCAAUCCACCGCCUUCCUCGCGGUGUGACUCCUUGGGCACAGGCGCAAUCCAGCUCGUGACCUCGAAGAACUUCAACUUGCAGUGCGGUCAAGUCUUUGCUGGCAACGACAUUGAGCAGCAGUUUCAGCCCACGUUCGAUGCUUGCCUGAAUGCCUGCGCGGCAAUGACGGCAUGUGGUGGUGUCAGUUAUGACGUUCAGCAAUCCCAAGGCUUCAAGAACUGUUUCCUCAAGACCACCGUGACGACGGGCGGCCUGUUAUCAAAGGCAGGAAUUGAUUCAGCCUUCAUGACCGUUGACAACAGUGUACCCAUGGUUGUUUCUCAACCUAGUUCUUCGGUAUUGCAGGCGACACCGUCUGUUGCGCAGUUGUCUCCAGCCAACACUCCUGAUACUGCCUCUCUCAAUGACCCAUCCUCGCAAUCGACAAGAAUUCUGACGAGCAGUUCAACAAUUUUGCCCCUUUCCGAAACCACAUCGAGUUCCAUCCCCUCCCUUGGACUAGCCACGUCCACUGCAGUCUCUUCAAUGGCGACUACUUCUUCCAAUGCCUGGAUUGCUGCCCCAGUCAUUGGUAGCAUUGCUGCUGUGGCCCUGCUUAUAGGAUUCUAUGUUUUGUGGAUUCGCAGACGUCGCCAAAAUCAUGGGCUCCCCAUCAGUUUUAUUGACAGAUUUCGGGGAGGUGGUAUACACCGUGCCCCCAGCUUUACUGGAGGGGCUAAAUUUGACGAUGAGGCGGCAGUACGCUCACUGAGCGUUUCGUCAUCAAAUUCCCACAACGACAUACUAGUCACCAGGGUUGUGAGCCGCGACAUGGACUCUCCGAGCAGAAGUCGGCCUGGGACGGGAGACGGAGAGGCGCGUUUCCUUGCGCCUCUGGAGUUGCUGCCAUUGGAGGAUGUGGUUGUCGACAAGACUAACUCAGUGCUGAGGAACAGCCAGAAUGGACUCAAGUUGAAUGGUGUGAGUGUUCGCAGCACCGAUAAGGAGCCCCUGUCAGUCACUUCCAAAGAGCGUGACGACACAAAGCCAUCAGACAGCGAAACAAGUGAUCGGACAUCCCAAUAA
Pestalotiopsis fici W106-1 is the source of this 1365-nucleotide messenger RNA. RefSeq lists its product as uncharacterized. NCBI's taxonomy places the organism in Eukaryota, Fungi, Ascomycota, Sordariomycetes, Amphisphaeriales, Sporocadaceae. The coding region runs from base 1 to 1365 and encodes 454 amino acids. The transcript is spliced from 2 exons. The record is from RefSeq and is a predicted model, not a curated record.